This is a messenger RNA of Topomyia yanbarensis, 1047 nucleotides long. RefSeq lists its product as uncharacterized. Gene Ontology annotation, cellular component: extracellular region. Lineage: Eukaryota; Metazoa; Arthropoda; Insecta; Diptera; Culicidae. Bases 44 to 961 code for a protein of 305 amino acids. Gene Ontology annotation, molecular function: odorant binding; dibutyl phthalate binding. The transcript has 8 exons. Gene Ontology annotation, biological process: olfactory behavior; sensory perception of smell. The record is from RefSeq and is a predicted model, not a curated record.
CAUUACAAACACUCGCAUCGAACCAGAAAAAAACGCCAGGAUAAUGAGCCUACGGUGGAUCGCCUUGCUGGCAGCCUUAGCAACGGCACAUUUAUCGCUCAACAUAGUUGAAAGUAAAUCUACGAUGGAGCAAAUGGCUAAAGCUAGUGAAAUGAUGCGGAAUGUUUGCAUAGGUAAAUUCAAAGCUACGGUUGAGCAAGUUGAUGCACUAGGCCGUGGGGAGUUUGCUGACACUAAGGAAAUCAAGUGCUAUGUAAACUGUGUACUGGAAAUGAUGCAGGCGAUUCGCAAAGGUAAGGUGAAUGCCGACGCCGCAAUCAAACAGAUAGAUAUGCUCAUUCCCCCGGAAAUUGGCGAGCCAACCAAGGUGGCCUUUGACUCUUGCCGCAAUUCGGCUGACGGAAUAAAGAACAACUGUGAUGCCGCGUUUGCCUUGGUGAAAUGUCUGCACCAAAAUAAUCCCAAAUUCUUCUUCUUUCUCGAGAUUCAGUUUGCUUCACCCAGAUCAGAGUCGGAAAGACGUUUCAGCAUGAGACAUAUACUAUUGUUAAUUGCAUUGUGCAUGUGCAUAGCUGGAUAUAUCAGCGGCGUUUCGGGCGCUAUGACACAAGAAGAGAUGAACCAGAUCGCAACAAUCAUGCGGAACACCUGUCAGCCGAAGUACGGUAUUACCGACGAUAUUGCGUCCAGUCCGUCUAGGGGGGAAUUUCCAGACACACGUGAGUUCAAGUGCUACGUGUCAUGCUUGAUGGAUCUCACGCAAACGUCUAAACGAGGAAAACUUAAUUAUGAAGCUGCAGUCAAACAGAUUGAGCUGCUGCCUGAUGAGUACAAGGAGCCGUUUCGCCAGGGAUUGGAUACUUGCCGCCAAGCAGCGGAUGAGAUAGAAGACCAUUGUGAGGUGGCUUACGCGUUGCUAAAAUGCUUUUUCAGCGCGAGUCCUAAGUUUUAUUUUCCAUAAUCAACGCGCCCUUGUAAGACGAUUACUCGGCAAAAGGAUUGGAAUUAAGUACAAUAAACUACUGGAUCUUUACUGAGUUUUUCCAA